This is a messenger RNA of Staurois parvus, 759 nucleotides long. NCBI's taxonomy places the organism in Eukaryota, Metazoa, Chordata, Amphibia, Anura, Ranidae. The record is from the annotation of a GenBank genome assembly.
GGGAUUGGGAGUAGUCUUGGGACACUGACCAGCCCAGGGAUUGGCAGCGGCACUGGGACACUGACCAGCCCAGGGAUUGGGAGCGGCACUGGGACACUAACCAGCCCGGGGAUUGGGAGCGGCAUUGGGACACUAACCAGCCUGGGGAUUGGGAGCAGCACUGGGAUACUAACCAGCCUGGGGAUUGGGAGCGGCACUGGGACACUAACCAGUUCUAGGAUUGGGAGCGGCACUGGGACACUAACCAGCCCGGGGAUUGGGAGCGGCACUGGGACACUAACCAGUCCUGGGAUUGAGAGCGGCACUGGGACACUGACCAGCUUGGGGAUUGGGAGCAGCACUGGGACACUAACAAACCCAGAGAUUGGGAGCAGCACCGGGACACUAACCAGCCCGGGGAUUGGGAAAGGCACUGGGACACUAACCAGUCCUGGGAUUGAGAGCGGCACUGGGACACUAACCAGUUCUAGGAUUGGGAGCAGCACUGGGACACUAACCAGCCCGGGGAUUGGGAGCGGCACUGGGACACUAACCAGUCCUGGGAUUGAGAGCGGCACUGGGACACUAACCAGUUCUAGGAUUGGGAGCAGCACUGGCACACUAACCAGCCCGGGGAUUGGGAGAGGCACUGGGACACUAACCAGCCCGGGGAUUGGGAGCGGCACUGGGACACUAACCAGUCCUGGGAUUGAGAGCGGCACUGGGACACUAACCAGUUUUAGGAUUGGGAGCGGCACUGGGACACUAACCAGCCCGUGA